Molecule: messenger RNA, 2369 nt
Organism: Danio rerio (zebrafish)
Lineage: Eukaryota; Metazoa; Chordata; Actinopteri; Cypriniformes; Danionidae
Gene: rybpa
Product: RING1 and YY1 binding protein a
Biological process (GO): positive regulation of DNA-templated transcription
Cellular component (GO): nucleus; cytoplasm
Source: RefSeq, marked validated
GUGCGAUAACAGCAGCAGCGGCUCUGUCUGGAGCUCACACUGUACAUUACAGAAGCCCCCUCCUCUGGAAGACGGUGUUUCUCCCAUUAUGGGCGACAAGAAAAGCCCAUCCAGGCCAAAAAGACAAGCCAAGCCCUCUGCAGACAACGGAUUUUGGGACUGUAGCGUCUGCACCUUCAAAAACAGUGCAGAGGCAUUCAAAUGCAGUAUAUGUGAUGUGCGGAAAGGUACAUCUACAAGAAAACCUAGGAUAAACUCUCAACUCGUGGCACAGCAGGUCGCUCAACAGUACGCCGCUCCACCUCCAGCCAAGAAAGAAAGAAGAGAACGAACAGACAGAGACCUGCCUGACGACGACCACUUCGACAUGGACAACUCUGACUCGGACAGACUCAGCAGCCUCCAUCCUGACUCUGACCAUCCUGAGAGACUAGGUCUAGAAGGAGGUCAGCUGGACCGCGGACAUUCACUCAAAGAACGGAGACAGGAACGCGUUCUUGACAAACCGCAAGCACUCGAUUCAGACAGGAGGCCUGAAAGAGCAGGACUGACCCCAGACCUCCUCCAACAACAACAACAACCACAGCAGCAUCCACAGCAGCCGCAGCAGCCACAGCAGCAUUCGCAGCAACAGCCACAGCAGCAUCCGCCGCAGCAACACAACAGAAUAGACAGAGAGCACACAGACAGAGCCAUGCUGGAGAAACUUCAGCCUCUCAGAGAGCACAUGGAAAAAGAUCAUCCGCACACGGCAGGCUCUGGGAUGCAGCCGGCCGAGAGGAUGGGCGCAGAGAGAGAAGAGCUCAAAAAAGGAAAGAUCGAGAGAGCCAUGAUGGAGAAACACAAAGAGAGACAUAAAAGCCUGACGCCCAGCAAAAAACCCACUCCUAAGAAGAUGAAGCCCAAACUCAUUCAGAAAAGUCCAGCUGGGGAAAGCAAUGGCAUGAAGCCUGGCAAAUCUGUUACGAAGAAUAACAAAUCUGUUAUAUCACGACCAAAACUGAAGAACGUUGACCGGAGCUCGGCUCAACAGCUCGCUAUAACGGUGGGCAACGUGACUGUCAUCAUCACAGACUUUAAGGAGAAGACCCGCUCGUCCUCCACCUCGUCCUCUACGGUCACCUCCAGCGCUGGCUCUGAACAGCAGCACCUGAGCUCCAGCUCCGAGAGCACAGACAAGGGCUCAUCCCGCGCCUCAACCCCCAGAAGAGACCACUCCUCCGGGCACAACGAGACCCUCUGAAGGAGGAAGCGAUUGACACAUACACGCAUCUCACUGGACGAGGCCAAGAGCUCCUAAAGCCACACUCCAAACUGUACAUGGAAAAGGGAUCUUUCCAACCCCCAUUCAGACAAUGUCCAUCUCCACACACACAGCGGCAGAAACGUAGCCGUCGAGAAACCCUCGUGGAGCACCUUGUAGAUUGAUGUGUUGAUGUUCAUGUGAGUCACCCAUCACGCCGAGACCCGCUGUAUAUUCUGUACUUCUACCAGAUAUAACCCCUGUGUGUGCACCACGGAAACUCAGCGCUCCCAAGUUUGCAUUAUUAUCGUUCGUUGUCAUUUAAAUCAUCGUGCAGACAGCUGUUUUUUGACUUUGUGUUUAGAACGUAGAAUCGUUUAUUCUAAAUGUACAGUAUCUAAACUCAUCCAUUUCUCAGACAGCUCUGAAUCGGCGGUCUGUCGACGAAAAGAUCGUGCUUGGCCCACCGUGUGCGGGGGGAGAUUGGUUCCCUUAUUAUUUCAUAUGACGAAACUCUUGUCCGUUUACAUGGUGGAAACACAAACUGUGAUGAUGUGAGUUUACAGUAUUAUAAAUACAAGGCCAACUUUGAAAUCCAUACGGUGUACCAUGUAGACAUGUUUUGUGGCUCACGAGAUGAUAAGAGAGUAUUUAGGAAAUUGUUCUUUAUCUUGCUCUGUUUUUAGACUUUAAACCUUUGCAUAUUUCUUGUCAAAUUAUAUCCAGAUCCAUGGUGCUGUCUGUUGUUCAACUUCACGGCGACGAAACUGAGAACGUGCGCGGCAGUUGUUGGAAUAUGAAGCAGCUUACUUGUUUGUGAGAUUUCAUACAGUAUAUUUACGGUUUAUUGAGACCUUUAAUGAAAACUGAUCACCGAUUAAUACUCCCACUAUAGCAUUGUGUUGUAAAAAUUGGCUUUUUUCGCCCAUAAGGACAUUUUGCACAGGUUUAAACACUCAUUCUGACCUUUGUUAAAAAUCUAGAAGCUUAUAAAGCUAAUAAAAACCUUCUAAACCUUAUUACAGUCUUGAGGAUUAUGCUGGUAUCAUGUACAUUGUUUCAUAUUUUGACUGUUAUAUAUAUAUUCCUCUAAAAUAAGUACUUAAAAUGUUAAUUCACACAAAAA